Musa acuminata AAA Group (dessert banana) is the source of this 456-nucleotide messenger RNA. RefSeq lists its product as uncharacterized. The transcript has a single exon. The record is from RefSeq and is a predicted model, not a curated record. The coding region runs from base 1 to 456 and encodes 151 amino acids. Lineage: Eukaryota; Viridiplantae; Streptophyta; Magnoliopsida; Zingiberales; Musaceae.
AUGAAGGCCACCUGUAGAGACCAAUCUAAAUAUUGUAGGUUCCAUCGGGACCACGGCCAUGACACAGAGGACUGCCAUGACCUCCGGAACCAGAUAGAAGCACUAAUAUGGAGAAGCCACCUCGGACGCUAUCUCAAGUCCCGGAAGGUGACUCUGAGCCCCAGAGGGCCCCCCGAGAGACAGAUCAACGUUAUCUCUGGCAGGCCAACAGCCGGUGGCACUAGCACGAUAGCAAGAAAGGCCUAUGCACACAACAUGGUGGAGAAGCAUCCCCACCCUGAGCACGAGCCUACAAUUACCUUCGGAGUUGGAGAGGUUGAGCACUCCCACCAUGAUGAUGCUCUGGUGAUCUCCAUCCAAAUCGCCAACGCCUGGGUCAAGAGGGUGAUGGUUGAUACGGGGAGUUCCGCCGACGUCCUCUACUUCGAUGCCUUUGGGAGGCUCGGUUUGACCUAG